Messenger RNA from Colletotrichum acutatum, 1806 nucleotides. RefSeq lists its product as uncharacterized. The transcript has a single exon. Lineage: Eukaryota; Fungi; Ascomycota; Sordariomycetes; Glomerellales; Glomerellaceae. The record is from RefSeq and is a predicted model, not a curated record. The annotation marks the transcript as partial.
AUGACCUUACCACUAGUCCUCGCCAUCGCCAUAGGAGGCGGCGUCCUCCUCUUCAUAUGCCUCGCCUUCUUCCUCAUCGCCCUAGCAGGACGCCGCCACCGAGCCCGCGCCCGAGCCCGAUCGACGACGCCCAGAACAAGACUCGACCUCGACUCGGACGGCGGCUCCAUCCGCACGCCCAGCCCUCGUCCGCGGCGCCUCACGAAGCCGAAGCCGGGCGAGCCGUACGCGGACAUGGUCGAGGUCCAGGGGAAGAAGCAACCUUCCCACCGCUCGCUCUCGUCCAUCAUCAGCGUGCCCCGGAGUAAGAGCUGGAGCGUCUUCAGCAGCACACCUGCGGAAGGUGCUGGCGGGCAGCAGCGCGGGGGACACCUGAGGAGGAAUAACAGCUGGAUCGAUGAGGAUGCGAUUCACGGACCCAGGGUGCAGAGUGAUGGUCGACGGCUGAGUAUCCGCGACAGCUUCAUCCUCCGCACGCCGACGCUACCGGAUCUGUUUGGGCACAAGGGUGAAGGGGAUGGGCAUUUUGACGAUGACUUUGCGAAUUACUCCAUUGAACAUCCUCGACCGGUCAGCAUGCCGGCACAGCGUGGCCAGCCUUUGCGGAUGCCGUUACCGAGAACGGCAUCGUACGAGCUGGCCGAGAAGCUGGCGGCUGCGGCGAGAGGCGGACCGCCCGUGCUUCCAGGCCCACAAGGACCGGUUCCUCGACCGGUGCCGUUGCAGCGGCUGCGGCACAAGACGACGGAGUCGGACCUGGCUGAGAUUUUGCGUUCCACGGAGGAGAGAUUGCAGCUCGGGACACCAACCAACAGCCGGCCGGCCACACGACAGAGGGCUGCAUCGGCAUCAGCUGGUUCGAGUGUCAAGACUCCGCGUGGGUCGCCGACAAAGUCGCAUUCCCCCACAAAGGCCCAGUCGCCGAUCAAGAUCCCGUCACCAGUCAAAUGCCAAUCGCCCGUCCGGUCACGAUCUCCGGCAAAGACCCAAGUGUUGUCGCACGUUGGCCAGGCGUUGGACCUUAAUGCCCAGCGAGCUCGAACACCCAGCCCAUCGAAGCGAAUGGUCAUUCCGAUGCUUGUCCAGACUCCAAGCCACCACAAUAGGAACACUUCGCAGUCUUCGGCCGUCUCAGAUGCGGAUAGCUUAUUUGGCGAAACGACCCCGGAAGUUGAACACAUCUUACCAACAGGAUUGUCGAGCCCCAGCAGACGAUUCGAGCACGAGUCCCCGACCAAGUUGACCGACAACGGUGUAUCGAUAGAAUCCCCUGGCAGCGAUGCCUCAUCGUCUCUGUCAACCUUGUAUAGUGUUAAUGAACCCGAAGAUGACAGCAAAACCGGCGGAACAGGACACACAGACAGUACUCCACGCGGCAGGAAACCCAGGAGCCUAGUCAUCGAUACUCAAAUAUGUGACCCAUUCAUCACACCAGGCCCGCCAGAAGUGCCUCCGAGAAGUCCCAAACGCCAGUCCUCCAGCUUGCCGCCUCUCCGACGCAUGACGCCACCCGAAGAGGAAAUCCUGAACCGCACACCUACGAAGGUGACAUCUGUUGCCAACUCUCCUAUACCGAGACCGUUAGACGUCAUCAAGCGCAGCAGCACCGCCGAUCAACUACAGACACGGUACUCCAUCAUGAUGCAACCAUCUGACCUGGCAGCAUCGCCCGAGACCAUUCGCCCAAAGAGCGUCAUGUCGAUGAAGCCCGUCUUCCUUGUCUCAAGUAACAGCGUUGUGAGCAUGAGAGCCAGCCCUGGCACGUCUCCUGAGGACAAUGGCAGCCGGCCAGCGAUGCCGAAUAAC